AUGCCUCCAAUUCGAAUCCCGAUCUCUCGGUCGCUGAGACCUUACACCCAUGCCCGAUUCCUCGCCACAAGACCAUCUGGAAAUCCCAUCUCCAGCAACCCCCAGGCUCAAUCUAUCAACAAGUCCCGCGGGAGGGAGGCGGGGCACUCCGACGAAGCAGAUACACGGUCGGUGCAAUCCCCGGUCUCGAUGCACAGGGCACAACCGUCGGAGGCGCACGAGGGCGAGGAGCAGACAAGUGCGGAUGCAAUGAUCAAGAAUGAUCCCAAUGAGCCGACAGAGAAGAAGAGGGAGAAUGUGGAAAAGGUGGGGAGGAGGAAGAUGGGGCCGGAGGAUGAGCAGAGGUCACGGCGGCCUAGGGUUUAG
This is a messenger RNA of Aspergillus pseudoviridinutans, 366 nucleotides long. RefSeq lists its product as uncharacterized. The record is from RefSeq and is a predicted model, not a curated record. The coding region runs from base 1 to 366 and encodes 121 amino acids. The transcript is spliced from 2 exons. NCBI's taxonomy places the organism in Eukaryota, Fungi, Ascomycota, Eurotiomycetes, Eurotiales, Aspergillaceae.